Molecule: messenger RNA, 3005 nt
Organism: Nicrophorus vespilloides
Lineage: Eukaryota; Metazoa; Arthropoda; Insecta; Coleoptera; Silphidae
Gene: knockout
Product: dentin sialophosphoprotein
Exons: 9
Coding region: 81-2912 (943 amino acids)
Biological process (GO): positive regulation of transcription by RNA polymerase II
Cellular component (GO): cytoplasm; nucleus
Molecular function (GO): RNA polymerase II transcription regulatory region sequence-specific DNA binding; DNA-binding transcription activator activity, RNA polymerase II-specific
Source: RefSeq, a predicted model, not a curated record
GAUCGGUUACUUACAUUUAUGUGUUAACAAACUCAAGUUUAAAACAAAUUAUUAAUGAUACGUUACGUUUUUCUAGUAUUAUGAAAUUCGAAAAAGCCAGCUUCCUCAGUUUCAAAAAUUAUUGGAAUUUUGAAUUUGCAAAUAAACCACAUAAUCAUCAUACAAGAGCCAGAGAAAAAUUAUCAGUGGACUGUGAUGAUCACUUGAUAAUGUCGUCAAGGUCGGAUUGUCGCGUGGCCUUACGAAGAUGCCUAGCCAUCAUCGUGCGCAAGGAAGGCUGUCAAGGGGAUCCAGGUGACUUCUGGAUGUACGAGAGCGGAUAUUUACUAUUUCAGGGUCUUUUAUCAGCCAAUUCCGUAUGCUGGUGGAACAGCGCCUUAAAUGGCGCCACCAAGAAUUUGGUGUACCGGGGUUACGUGAACCCCGGGGCAAUUCUUGUCGCAUCAGAGCCUUGCGCUUUGGAGAUCCUCCGUGGGGCUUGGGCCAGGAGAGUCCUUCAACCUCCAGCUGGAUAUCAAAUCGUCAGUUUAGAGGAUAUCGAAGAUAGCGUGAUAAGUAAUGUGCCUCAGACUCAAUGGACUCCACUACCGGAAGCAAUCUGUGCGGUUGUAUUAAGGCUUUCCAGCCAGGGUCGACCAGCUGGAAUCCCGACCAUCCGAGAAGCCCUCAUCAUGGCAUUCCCUCACGUCUCGCCACCGAGCGAACGAGUCAUAUACGACACCCUCGUUCAACUCACCUCAGAGCGAAAACUGUAUCACAGUUCAAGAGGAUACUUUAUCGUCACGCCAGAGCGUAGACGAUCACGAAGCCAUUCCAGGGGUCGCAGAAGGAACGAAGAAAACUGCAGUAAAACUAUGCUAAUGUCAACGGAGGAAGCGCUCGUUCUGGUUCACGGAGAUAUGGCUACAAUAAGAGACGGAGAUGUAACUCAUCAGUGUAUUCAAACCAAUUUGGCGGAUGUUAUUUGCGGAGGAAAUACAAGCGAUAAAAUAAUGUACGCUCGCAAUAACAAGCGUCGUUCAGCCUCUUUCCCGUCACCGAAGAGUCCCGAUAGACGAGGUUCUUUCAGACUUUGGGGCUCUAGUCGACGCUUAAGAAGGUCGGCUUCCACAAGGACACUGGCUAGACACUACGCGGAUAGCAGCAGUAGCACGGAAUAUCCCAACAGCAGUGACUCCACACACACUCCAACCCCAAAGAAGGAAUCGCUGCUAUCGAGAAUAUUCAGACGAUCCAAACGCUCCCAGUGCCAAAUAAGCAGCUUCAGCGCCCAAUUCCCACCCACCGAAUGGUUCAAUUCCAAAGCUAUUCACCUACACAACGUUGGCACUCAAACAUCCACAGCGGACGAGGAUUCCACAUUAUCUUUGCCAUAUUACUACAUGAAUUCAGAAACGAAUUCCUCGAAAUCAGCUACGCUACCUCGUAGACAUAGAAGGCAACUGUCCAAUGAUUCUACUUACGUCACUUCUUACAUAGAAUCCCGCGAUCAGUCGCCCAGUCUAAGAUACGGUUCGCCUUCAUCCAGUACGUUGCCCAGAAACCCAAAUCGAAGUCCGCUACAUUCAAUGAAAAGUCGAGAAAGCUCAAGGAAAACGAGUCGCAGCAGUCUAACUAAAGUUUGUCCAGCAAACGACGACAUCGAUGAAGAAGAAGUGAAAUCGCUAGAAACGAAACCGAUACAGUGCACCAAGAAACAAUUCGAUGCUAAUUUUAAGGACUCGAAGGCUUCCAGUUUGGAAUCAUUGAAGACUAGUCAACGAGGCGACACCAAGCGCUCCUUUGCCGAUGAUUCAUCAACUAAAACUUUGGUUAAUCUUGAUAACAGCGGACCGUCCAGCAUAGAAUCUCACAAGAGCAGCAAGACUGGAAGCUCUGCGACCAGUGGACCUUCCAGCUUAGAGUCCCACAAAACCGUAAUAUCUCGCAAUCCGACGCAAGUCCAACAAGCUGAAAGCAAAGUGAAACGGUCUCCAAAACGGAGAGACAAAGACGUAAAGCAAAAGUCCGAAGUUAAAUCUUCAGUUUCACACAGCAAUUCGUUCACCCUUCAAGUAACAACUAAUCAAAACGGCACAUCUUAUCCAAAUUCUUCGAACAACGCCACAACAACAACCACUAUUAAUAGCGGUAACGGAGCCAACACCAAGAUUUUCGUGCAAAAUUCGCCUGUGCGUUCAGUAAUAACGUUCGAGAAUGGACAACACGCAGACCCGAAUUUGGUCAUUAUAAAUGGAUCCGAUCCAAUUCUUGAGCCCACCAGAUACCAAAUUAAUCCAAAAGCGGGUGACGUGUGGUCUAAAAAUACCAACACCACAAACAACGAAAGCAGUUUAAACAAUUCAAUAACCAACAUCGAAGCAAAGCCGGAUGAUAAAAACGAGCAAAUGAACAACAGCCGAAAACUUUCCCUCCAGAUGCCAUCACGAGAUCUGAACUAUAAAAACUUCCUCAAAAACGUGCCCUCGACCUCUCACGAUCAAUUCCAAUCAAACUCCAAUCCUGACUCGCCCAUUAACAAUAGCUUCAAGGAAUUCAAAAGAAACAGUUUCUGCGAGAAACCGUUCGAAUCAAUUGGUGGAAGCGCCGGUAACGUUUACAAACAACUCGCCGAUUCUAAAACGUCAUUGGAUAAAUCGUAUCAAUCUAUUUUGGAUAAAAAUAUAUUGGGUUCGGAGCCGAACAUUAGCGUUAAAGAUCAGGACCUCAAGACACUGACCAGACAAAACAGCCAUCAUCAGUUUCCCAGUUUAAGCGAUUUGAGCUUCAAUUUUACCAGUCUGGCUGCACAAAAGAUAUUGAAAGGAGUUAGCAUUAACAGUAUUGAUACUUUGGUUGAACUUAACAUGGCAGCAACUACCGAGAAGCAAAAUAAUUGUGAUAUAGUACACACCGAUUUUGGUUUGGUAUGAAUAUGCAUUAGUGAAGGAAGGAGUACUUUUUCCUACUUUUUUUAAUCUAAAAGUUGGCGUUAAGUACUUAGAUUCUUGACAUAUUAAUAAAAA